Molecule: messenger RNA, 1650 nt
Organism: Oryctolagus cuniculus (rabbit)
Lineage: Eukaryota; Metazoa; Chordata; Mammalia; Lagomorpha; Leporidae
Gene: IGBP1
Product: immunoglobulin binding protein 1
Biological process (GO): regulation of signal transduction; regulation of dephosphorylation
Cellular component (GO): cytosol
Molecular function (GO): protein phosphatase 2A binding
Source: RefSeq, a predicted model, not a curated record
CCCGGAAGUGAGGUCUCAAAGUCCCUCCCUCCCCCAAGAUGGCAGCAUCAGAAGAAGAGUUACUGCUGCCGCGGCUGCCCGAGCUGUUUGAAACCAGCAAGCAGCUCCUGGACCAAGUAGAAGUAGCAACUGAACCCACCGGUUCCCGGAUGGUCCAGGACAAAGUAUUCAAGGGAUUAGACCUCCUUGGGAAAGUUGCCGAAAUGUUAACGCAGCUCGACUUGUUCAGCCGAAAUGAAGAUUUAGAAGAGAUUGCUUCCACCGAUCUGAAGUACUUGAUGGUGCCAGCGUUUCAAGGAGCCCUCACCAUGAAACAAGUGAACCCCAGCAAGCGCCUAGAUCAUUUGCAGCGGGCCCGAGAACAUUUUAUAAACUACCUAACUCAGUGCCAUUACUAUCAUGUGGCAGAGUUUCAGCUGCCCAAAAUCAGGAACAACUCAGCUGAAAAUAACACUGCUAAUUCCUCCAUGGCCUAUCCUAACCUCGUUGCUAUGGCAUCUCAAAGACAGGCUAAAAUAGAGAGGCUUGAUCUUUGCAUUUUUAAACAAGUGUCUGACAGAGAAGAUAUCAGCACUAUCAUCAAGCUCAUGGCUCACACAUGGGUAUCACUUGCCCAGCUCCUGACCUUCAGACCCCAUACUUCCAGCACCUGUGGGGGUGUCAUGGACGUCGCAAACUUAAUGUGCUGGAAAUGGAACCCUUGGCUUUUUAACCCUCACAUGCACCCCCUCCACCCAAGUCUUCACCAUCUCAGCAAAGUGCCCCACCAUUCACCCAGAUACAAGCAGAAGAAGGAGGUGGAGAAUAGGUUGUCGGCACUGAAAUCUGCUGUGGAAAGUGGUCAAGCAGAUGACGAUUGUGUUCGUGAAUAUUAUCUCCUUCACCUUCGGAGGUGGAUUGGUAUCAGCUUGGAAGAGAUUGAGAGCAUUGACCAGGAGAUAAGAAUCCUGAGAGAAAAAGACUCUUCCAAAGAGGCAUCAACAUCUCACUCAUCUCGUCAGGAGAGGCCUCCAAUGAAACCCUUCAUUCUCACUCGGAAUGCAACCCAAGCCAAAGUGUUUGGAGCUGGCUAUCCGAGUCUGGCAACCAUGACGGUGAGCGACUGGUACGAUCAGCAUCGGAAGUACGGAGCAUUACCAGAUCAAGGAAUAGCCAAGACCCCAGCUGAGUUCAAAAGAGCAGCUCAACAACAGGAAGACAAAGAACAAAAUGAGGAAGAGGAGGACGAAAACACAAUCCACCGAGCAAGGGAGUGGGAUGACUGGAAGGACACCCAUCCAAGGGGCUAUGGAAACCGACAGAACAUGGGCUAAGCUUCCCCUAACCGGAUAGGACUGUAGAACGCACACCUUCCCGACCAAGGAAAACCACGCAAUCUCCCCCCCCCCCCCCGGGCUCCUGCUUCAGCUGUGUACAACGAAGGCAAGGACAGUAAAUCUUGCCUUGCGUUUAAUAAAGUGUUGAAUGAUUAAAUGUGUAUUUGUACCCUAGAUGACAAGCCAUCUAUCUUGUUUUUAGCAUUAUCAUCUUCAUCAUGGUGUAUUUCAAUUUCUCAAGUGGAAGGAAAAGAGUACCGAGUAAUGGCUCUGUAUAAUCAAUUGCUGUGUGAUUUCUCCCUGAAAAAUAAUAAAAAUCCAUUGUACUCUCUAA